CUGCUUUCACUCUCACUGUCCAGCUUUCUCUCCUCUCUGUUGUUUCUUUGUGGAUCUGUUGAGAAGCUGGAAGAUGUUUGUCUGCUAAGGAGCGGCUGCAGCCUAGCUAAGGAUGUCUGAUAAUGGGGAGGUCGAGGACAAGCCCCCUGCUCCGCCCAUGAGGAACACCAGCACCAUGAUUGGCUCCUGCAACAAGGACCCCGCCCCCCUCAACCACGGCUCCAAGCCCCUCCCACCAAACCCGGAGGACAAGAAGAAGAAGGACCGUUCCAUCCGCUUCAUCCUGACGGGGGGGGGCGAUAAGACCUAUAAGAAGAAGGAGCGUCCAGAGAUUUCUCUGCCGUCUGAUUUUGAACACACCAUCCAUGUGGGCUUUGAUGCUGUCACCGGGGAGUUCACU
Molecule: messenger RNA, 400 nt
Organism: Trematomus bernacchii (emerald rockcod)
Lineage: Eukaryota; Metazoa; Chordata; Actinopteri; Perciformes; Nototheniidae
Gene: pak1
Product: p21 protein (Cdc42/Rac)-activated kinase 1
Molecular function (GO): protein serine/threonine kinase activity
Source: RefSeq, a predicted model, not a curated record